Messenger RNA from Cokeromyces recurvatus, 666 nucleotides. RefSeq lists its product as uncharacterized. The record is from RefSeq and is a predicted model, not a curated record. Bases 1 to 666 code for a protein of 221 amino acids. The transcript is spliced from 6 exons. Lineage: Eukaryota; Fungi; Mucoromycota; Mucoromycetes; Mucorales; Mucoraceae.
AUGAUUGGUAACAUGAUAAAAUUGAAAGAUCUAUUAAUUUGCAUUAAAAAUGUGUACGGAAUGGAUAUAAGGUUAAGCAAGAACAAUGAUUUUGAUAUAGUUGAUUUUAGUACACAUACACAUGUCUCAAAUUUAAAGAAACUAUCAUUACUUGAAGAGAUUAAAAAGUAUAGAACAAAAUACCUACUUAAAGAUACUGUUAUGAAAAAGAUCAAGGCUAAAUUUGAUAAAAUUGGCUUCAUCUCUAAAUAUUCAAAAGAGAAUUACAAGCUCAACUUUUGUGCAUUUAUAAUUGAAGAGUUGCUUGGAUACUCUAUAGAAUUUAUCAGAUGUUGUACAUCAUCGAUCCUAUUUCAACUUUUUUCAUUUCCAAUUACAAAAGAGCAAGUUAAUGAAAAUAUAAUAAAUAUUCUUUCUGAUGCUAAAGAUUAUAUGGUUGAUUUAAAAAUCCAAAUGCUUAAAUCAGAAAGAAAUAAAAAUGUUCACAAAAUCUUAAGAGUGUUAAUUCCUAUUGAUACUGUCAUUAUCACUGAACAAAAAAAUGACUGGUGUUUCUGCGUAGUUCAGCCUUUUAGCUCAACUAUAGCCGAUUUUUGUAUAGAUUCUAAUGUUGUUGUUGUUGUUGAUGAUGAUGAUGAUAAUGAUGAAAGCCGUGGACUUUAUUGA